UUUUUAAUUCAACACAGCUGGAGACCUGUUAUCCGCUUUCUACUCCGUAGUGUUGUUGGCGUGUUCACUUUGAAGUACGGUCACAUACCAACCACUGAGCCGUUUUCAUAAAAUUUACUUUUUGUAUUCGUUUAAAAUGAUAUUUUGACGGUUUUUGCUUCUUCAAUCAAGGCGGCAUGGUUAUUUUUAUAAGCUGGUAUACCUCUUCCAGCACUCUGCAGAUUUAGUGGACUUACGAUUUAAAAUCAUGGUUUGAUCCGUUUUGUACAUUUGGAAAGAAUAUUAUUGGGUUUAAUAUUUGGUGACCGAUCCAAACGUCAGAUCUUGAUUGAUACUGUACUGCUCAUAAUGUGAUCAUGGAGCAUUGCGGGGCUUUAAAGUUUAAGAGCUCACUGUGAUCAGCUUCAAGGUCUCGGAUAACCAGCUACUUGUGCUGAUGUUGCUGAGCUGAGAAAAUGGCUGAUCGUAGCGUUCAGUCUGCGGUAAUAAAAUCUGUGAAAACGAAUUCGCUUAAUCGGCGGAUGACAAAACUGCAGUCGUUUUCCCAAAGGGUCCAGUUGGAUACAGUUUUGGGUCUGACAGUAACUUCAAACGCUGGCCUUGCUGUACACCCCACCACUGGGAUAAUUGCCUACACUGCUGGCUGCUCCGUGGUUCUGCUUGAUCCUGUGUCUGAUACGCAGCAGCAUUUAAUUGUUCCGAACAAGAGAACUUUGAGUGCCGUAACAUUCAACAAGGACGGACGAUAUUUAGCUAGCGGAGAGUGCGGACAAACCCCUUGCCUGCGCAUCUGGGACACAAAAGAGUCGACUCAGAUUUGUGAACUGACGGGUCACAAGAAUGGCAUUACUCUUGCUGCAUUUUCACCUGAUUCACAGUUUUUAAUCUCUGUCGGCACUCAUCACGACAACCUUGUGAUUGUUUGGGACUGGCGCAAUAAUCGAAAAGCGGCCACAAAUAAAGUGACAUGGGAGGUAAAAGGGAUAGCGUUCUCGGAAGACGGCUCAUUUUUUGUGACCGUUGGAAACCGUCAUGUAAAAUACUGGUAUUUGGAAUUAGAAAAGAACGCCCGAGCGGAUAUUGUGCCGCUGAUCGGCCGUUCUGCCGUGUUGGGCGAAUACAAAGAUGAAUGUUUCUUGGAUGUUGUGUGCGGGAAAGGAAUCUGUGCCGAAUACACAUACGCGGUUACACAAUCGGGACAUGUUUGCCAGUUUAACAGUCGAAGAUCUCUGGAAAAACUGAUGCCACUGAAGAAUUCCGCCGGAACUUGUUUGAGCGCUGGUGAGACCGGUAUUGUUGUUGGCUGUGCUGCGGGCAUGGUCCGAGUUUUCGAUCCUACCAUGCUGACCCUAACGAAAAUGCUUCCGCUACCUCACCACUUGGGUUUGGACGUUACAAAAUUUACGAAAGCCGACCAACUGAGCCGGAGAAACACAGACGGAAUUACCUAUCCUGAAUGCGUAGCGAUUGCUUUUGAUGAGUUACACGACCGCGUUAUCGUCAUAUUUAAUGACCACAGCCUCUAUGUGUGGGAUAUUCAUGAUCCGGAUCGAACGUCAAAAUUGUGCUCUCAUCUGUACCAUAGCCGCUGUGUAUGGGGUGUCGAUGUGUAUGCACCGACCCAUUUAAGAAAGUCGAAGCCAUUAUUGCCUUUAGGUUCUUUCCUGUCGUGCUCCAGUGAUGAUACAAUUCGCAUGUGGAAUAUAAAUGCCACCAGACUGACCACGGAUUCCACACCAACAAAUGUAUUUUGUACCUAUACACAAAAAAUUCUGUACAAUGACCCGACACUUCAGUACAUUUGCAACAAAGAGAUCAAUCCAGGGGGUGUUGAUCCUUUGGAUGUGCACGCGGACAGCAAAUACGGUAUCCGUUGUGUGAGGAUUGAUCCGUAUGGCGAACAGAUUGCUUGUGGUGAUCGCAUGGGGCACAUUCACAUUUAUGAGCUGAAUUCCAUGAAGGAGACCUAUAAAAUUGAGGCACAUGAUUCCGAAGUGUUAUGUCUGGAGUACAGUAAACCAGAUUCAGGUUAUGAGCUGCUGGCAUCCGCUUCACGAGAUAGACUGAUCCAGGUCUUCGACGUGAAAAAUGAUUACGAUUGUUUACAAACGUUGGAUGAUCAUUCGUCGAGUAUUACGGCACUACGUUUUGCCACACUAAACGGUGCCCGGCAAUUUGGCUUGAUCAGCUGUGGAGUCGAUAAAGCGGUGAUUUUACGUACCGUUCAGUACAGCCCGGAAGGCGGACCAAAACUGAUCCUGAACGAUCAAAUACUGUCCAAAGGCGGGAUCGUGUAUGAUAUGGAUAUUGAUCCUACGUCGCAGAGUAUUAUUACUGCAAACCAGGACCGGCAGUUACGAGUGUACAGUAUUAAGAGCCGCAAAUUGGAGAAAACCAUUAAAGGCUCGGCUAGCGAUGAAGGAGCGCUGAUUAAACUGGAUCUGCAUGAUUCGGGAAGGUUUAUUGCCACCAGCUGCAGUGACAAAAAUCUAGCUAUUAUCGACAUGGUUGGUGGGGACUGUUGGGCGGCUUUUUCCGGGCAUUCGGAGAUCGUAACUGGAUUGAAGUUUAACAAGGAAGAAUCAACAUUGAUAUCAGUUUCCGGCGACGGGUGCAUUUUUGUAUGGAAAGUAGCGGCGGAUCAAAACGUUUCCAGUCCGAAAACUCCACUAUCUGAAUUGGACCGAUCAAUGCCCUUAAGCCCAAUGAACAGUGUGACGAGCUUUUCCGAGCUUAGUAUAAACGGCAGUGAUGCUGUGGAUGAAGAACUUGAAGAUAUUUUCCAUAAUACGCCUAUGGAGAACUCUUUACCAGGCUGGGCAAAGAAUGCAGAGGGGAAAGUACUAAAUUCGCCCAGUCAGGAUUCGAGUGUGCCACGCGUCCGUGGGCGAUGGGCUGAUGAAAUGGACCACAUUUUCUUACAAGAUGAUCUUGUGGGCGAAUCCGCCGAUUCAGAAAUGCACUCUUCACCAAAGCGGGUUUCUCCUUUUGGAGCCGAUCGAUCUUUGGUCAGUCCAUUGCGGAGUGAACGCAGUUUUGCGAGUUCGUCUAGUGAAUCGGUGAAAAGUAUGGAAAGACUGAAAAAAGGUCAGAGCAUGUUUAUACCGUUUGAACAAGAGCCAUUGCCACAGUCAACCAACGGUGUUCCGGGUGCGAAACGCUCCGGACGGCUGAGUGCCCCCUGGGCUGCUCAUGAAGAUGCCGGCCAACGGUCUGCAGUAAAAGCACAACCGUCGCAACCGUCCAUCAUGGGAUUUUUGGGUGAGCCACGGAAGGCUGUCAGGGAUGAAUUGGACGAUGAAGAAAUUCCUCGUCGACCGAUAGCUUCACCUUUGAUCUUUAAGGGCCCUAAUGAUCUGGUUGCUGGUUCUCCAACUGUUCCGGAAUCUGUGCGCGAUGAUUCGGGAAGCAACUCCACUGCCUCUAUCUCAAGCCCUAUGAAUUCCCGGCCCCAUACCCCUUCUGAAGUGGCUAAUAAGUUUUUGAAUCUGAAUGCAUCCGGUAUUGACAAAAUUCUCAAGAGUCGCUUACCUCAUCGCCAGAGUGGUGUCGGCAAGCAUCAAUUAGCAGGGCCACUUACACCUGUCAUCGGCGAUGUGGUUGCAUCACCGGCUCCUGCCUCUGUGGUAACCGUUGCUUUGAAACCGACGCCGCCUAUAUCUCCAUCCAAGAAAUUGAUCCAGAAUGCCAAACUUUCGGCCAACCGGCAAAAAUUUAAAUCGACGCAAAACUUAUCAACACCACUGCAGAGCAGCAGUAUUAUUGAAGAUGACCGUAAUAGUCAAGGUACUGAACCCGCACAGGACAUUCGACGGGCUACGUCAAUGACCAGUCUUGCAGGAAGUGAUUUCAAAGAUCGCAACGGAUUGGACGGCUAUAACAGUUUGCUUGAGCGGGCCAAAGCUCGUUUGGCUCAAACAAAGCCGAAAACGGAAGAUCAUUCCAGUCCGCCUUUAACUGUACCGCAAAGGUCACGGUUAACAUCACUUGAUAAUUCAUUAGACGGUUCGAAUUCUCCUGACGGUGCGGGGCAUCGGGAGAGCCGGGACCGGCGUCCUGUUGGAGGUCGUCUUUCUCUGGGCACUUUAAGAAGUCGUAGUAGCGAACGAAAAGCUCUGUCAACUCCGACCACAAAUACUGCAAAAGAUGAGGAUACGAAUUCAGUCUCCGCCAUUAAACAGAGGUUGGAGCGGCGGGCACGAGAAAGCAGUACUUCGCGGACCAGUGUGACUGCUAGUGAAGACAACGUAGGAGAGUCGCCUACUGCUAAAGCCAUUGCCCUUAUAAAAGCUGGAAUUGGUUUGACCGAUAAGCCACUGGAAAUUAACGGGAAUGGGUUGGGUGUAUCUUUCGAGCAGUGCCGACAACAGUGCAGUGAUCUCGCUGAUGUUACGAACAGUAUUGUUGAAAGUAUUACAAGUGUAUUACAUGGCUCGCCUUCAGAUCUAAAGACCGCUGAAUUGAUCAGCGCGUACUGUGAUACGCUCUCAGAAACGAGAAUCAAAUUCGACAACGUUGCAAAAUUGUUGAAGAAUUGGGACGUUGUCAGGAAAGACGUUGCGGUAUCGGAUUAUCCGGAAGAAAAUUCUAGAGCGACUGUGCUGAAACUUCAGGGACGUGUCAAAAAAUUUGUGGAAUAAGUAUCUUUUUAUUGUGUACAGAAAUGCUAUUAAGUACCCCUUCAGUUUUGAAGAUUUUCAUUGUUUCUUCCAUAGUGCAUUCUAAGGUACGAGAGAUGCCGGUUCUCGUUGCAAAACUCAGAAGCCGGUUGUUUUAGAAAUUGCCAUGAUUUGCAAUAAGUGCCAAAAGUUUUAUUUGUUUUUUGUGGUAUUAUUGUGCCAAGAUGGUUUUGGUGCCUGCCAGUCGUUGAUGUGAGUUACUAGAAUCUUAUCGGUGUCUAAAUUCCGAUUUUUUUAUUUGAAAAAUGUAUAGGAAUAACCAUGCCGUACAAUGUACAGUGUACAUGGGGGCAAAUAAAUGAGACGCUUCACUCGUCAA
Messenger RNA from Paramacrobiotus metropolitanus, 4998 nucleotides. RefSeq names its product mitogen-activated protein kinase-binding protein 1-like. The record is from RefSeq and is a predicted model, not a curated record. Gene Ontology annotation, cellular component: mitotic spindle. The coding region runs from base 456 to 4640 and encodes 1394 amino acids. The transcript has 18 exons. Gene Ontology annotation, biological process: mitotic spindle organization; regulation of mitotic cell cycle. Gene Ontology annotation, molecular function: protein binding. NCBI's taxonomy places the organism in Eukaryota, Metazoa, Tardigrada, Eutardigrada, Parachela, Macrobiotidae.